Trachemys scripta elegans is the source of this 2960-nucleotide messenger RNA. RefSeq names its product solute carrier family 25 member 6 (gene SLC25A6). The record is from RefSeq and is a predicted model, not a curated record. NCBI's taxonomy places the organism in Eukaryota, Metazoa, Chordata, Testudines, Emydidae. Gene Ontology annotation, biological process: mitochondrial ATP transmembrane transport; mitochondrial ADP transmembrane transport. Gene Ontology annotation, molecular function: ATP:ADP antiporter activity. Gene Ontology annotation, cellular component: mitochondrial inner membrane.
CGGGGGCGGGCCCGGCGGGCUCGGGCGUUUAGCGCAUGCGCGGAGACAAUCCUGCCCUUUUUUUUUGGUCUGUGCGUGGCUGCUGCGGCGGUUUUUUUCCCCAGCGGCUCCCGGCUCAGCACGAACAUGGCGGACCAGGCCCUCUCCUUCGCCAAGGACUUCCUGGCGGGCGGCGUGGCCGCGGCCAUCAGCAAAACCGCAGUGGCGCCCAUCGAGCGGGUCAAGCUGUUGCUCCAGGUACAACAUGCAAGUAAACAAAUUGCUGCUGACAAACAGUACAAGGGUAUCAUUGAUUGCGUAGUGCGUAUCCCAAAGGAGCAAGGAAUGCUGUCCUUUUGGCGUGGAAAUUUGGCAAAUGUCAUCAGAUAUUUCCCCACUCAGGCUCUCAAUUUUGCUUUCAAGGAUAAGUAUAAGCAGGUGUUCUUAGGAGGAGUGGACAAGCACACUCAAUUUUGGAGGUAUUUUGCUGGUAACCUGGCCUCUGGUGGUGCAGCUGGUGCCACUUCUCUCUGCUUCGUCUAUCCCUUGGAUUUUGCAAGAACCCGUUUGGCUGCUGAUGUUGGAAAAGCUGGUGCUGACAGAGAAUUCAGAGGUCUGGGGGACUGUCUAGUCAAAAUUACCAAGUCUGAUGGUCUGCGUGGCUUAUAUCAAGGGUUCAAUGUGUCUGUGCAGGGUAUCAUCAUCUAUAGAGCUGCCUACUUUGGAAUCUAUGAUACAGCAAAAGGCAUGCUCCCAGAUCCCAGAAACACUCACAUUGUGAUAAGCUGGAUGAUUGCACAAACAGUGACUUCUGUGGCUGGUGUUGUCUCCUAUCCUUUUGAUACAGUGCGGCGUCGAAUGAUGAUGCAGUCAGGACGUAAAGGAGCUGACAUCAUGUACUCCGGAACAAUUGACUGUUGGAAGAAGAUCGCAAGGGAUGAAGGAGGAAAAGCUUUUUUCAAGGGUGCAUGGUCCAACGUUCUCCGAGGCAUGGGUGGUGCUUUUGUGCUCGUGCUGUACGAUGAAUUAAAGAAAGUAAUUUAAAAACAGCCUAACUAGAAUUGGUAACCAAGUUGAGCAGAUCAUGUAGAAUAACUUUACCAUUAUGGACCAUUGACCUUCAAGAAAUUCCUGUGUUGUCUUAUUUAUCGGGGCCAGAUCACGUUGGUAGAUGGGGCUAGAAACUUACCGAGGGAACUGAUCCAUUUCAAGAUUGCCUUUUUUUGCAGACACUGAAACUGACAGUUCAGCAUACUGAAUUUUCUGUAUCAGUGGCAGUAGUUCUGGGUCUACAGAAGCAGUUUGCGCAAAGAAAGUUGUGGUUUUUUUUUCUAUAUUUGCCCUCCGAUCAUUCUCUAGUUUCCUAUCUAAUAUGACCAUAAAACUGUUUGCGUAUUUGUUUAACAAAUCAUGUCUAUUCCACUUGUACUUAAGCACUCUGUACCAUUUUGCACAGCUGAACCUUUAGCAAGUAUGUUCUUUUAAAUUGGGGCAUUUUGCUGUAAAACAAUAAAUAUACUUAUUCUGUUGAAACUAAUCAUAUUGAAGCUUUGGCUCUCCUGGGGAACUCUUGCAAACAUCUUUUCAUAAGAACAUUCCAGUUUCACCUUAUACUUUCACUGCUUGAACCAGCACAUUACAACCUGGUACAUUCAUAUUAUCUCUCUAAACAGGGUUAGGUCUGGUAAAUGGUUGGCUGGGACAUUUCCAUGGAAGAUAUAGGUACUGUACACAAUGGUGUCAUGAAGUGGCAAACUUCCAUCAUUCAUUCAAUUCUCUGUGCUUAAUAUAAAGAGUAUACUGUGCUACUGGAGGUGGCUUUUUGGAUGAGUUUGUCUUGGCUUGAGUCUCAGCUACCUGGUCCCUAGUGUAAAGUCAUUUCUGUUGUAGCAGCUUAAAAGUCCCAAACAGGGAUUUAAAUUCCAUUCUGCUAGUAAAUCACUACUGCAGUGUGAUCUCAAACUGUGCUCUAAUUUUGACUGUUUCAUAUAUACAUUGCAUGUUGUAAAUGAUUGCAAAAGGUGCAAGGUAGCUAAGAAUCAAGCCCUAAAAAAUAAAAGACAAGGGAGUAUUAGUUUUUUAUGUGUUUGUUUUUAAAUAACCAAGUUUUUCACCAAGACCUAAAUAUGUGUUAAGUUGAGUGACCUGUCCACAUUUCACUGUAAAGGCAUUACUGUUCCCGGUAAGCAAUGACUGCUUGAAAACACUUAUGUAUGUUCAUAGUAUCUGGUAUCGCCCUUGGAUUAGUUUUGAUCAAUGAAUGCUUCAGAGGAGGGUGAAACUUAAAUUGAGCUUAAAUUUGUUUUGGGAUAACAUUUGUAGGGGAGGGAGACACUUGAUUUCCAUAGUAAUCUAAAGGACUGUGUAGUUUAGAAUACUUGAAGUGGAAAGGCUAUAAAAGAACUGUAACAGGCAGACUUAAUUUCCUUGGUGGAGGAGCUGUGUAUGGCCAGCAUAAGCCAUCUGUACUUUUAAUCACCUCCUAUUGCUGUAAUGGUUCAGCCCCUAUAAAACACUCUACAGCACAGAAGUAAUUUAGAUCAUUCGUUCCCCUUGUCAUCCAGGCUGUACCUUCUCUGCUUAGCCCUGUGCUAGGUGCAGCAAAGAAUCUGUCCACAGAUCUCUAGUCUUGUCAUUCACACAACAAGUUUUUGUUUUUCUCAGUACAGUAUAAAUAACUUUUUGGGGGAAAGCUGUGUUUUCUGCAUUAACGGCAUGGUUUACUAGUCAAUUAUAUUUGUCCAAAUACACCAAAGGCAAUUUGUGCAUUAUUACUGAUGGUGUAACUUACAUGUGUAACAAGCAAAAUAGAACCUGCAUGAUCUUCAUUAUUGGGGACAAUAGUGUGUGAGGAGUAAAGACCCUAUAUAGCUGUCAAUCCCAAGUUGAGUUGGCAGUUGUGGAAGGCAAAUACUCCUUUUCGUAAUUGGCAGCAUCGAUAUAAUAAAGAUAAACAUGGAAACCUCUUUUUGUUCCUCUUA